Chara braunii is the source of this 1799-nucleotide messenger RNA. The record is from the annotation of a GenBank genome assembly. NCBI's taxonomy places the organism in Eukaryota, Viridiplantae, Streptophyta, Charophyceae, Charales, Characeae.
GAGCGAGUAGGGUCUGGAGGAGACCGGCACAACGAUUCGCGCAGUCGGAAUGAGAGAGGGGGAUAUGGUGUCUCAUCAGAACCAUAUCCAAAGUCGCCUGACCCCAACGCGGCCAGGAAUUCGAUGUCUAGAGGCGCAGACGACAGGGCAUCUACUCCCAGGAACUCAUGCGUCUACUGUAGAGGAGAAGAUCAUAUCAAGAGGGAUUGCCCGGGCAAUAGAUGAGGGGUUUGUCGUGCUUGACGACCGCAAGUACGUCAAGUGGGCAGAUGAUCUGGGAGAUGUAUCAAUGUUUCCUUCGAUGAAGGAGAACGUCGAAGCAAGGAGAAUAAAGACGAGUAAAGGAAUGGAGCCGGUCAGGAGCCAGAGCAUCAAGAUAAUCUUUGAGGGGGAUAUCGCGACCACACCCAUAAGUGUGGCAGCCACCAAGUCAGCAAGAGGGUCUACAUCGAAGAAGACUGACACGGAUUAUGUGAUGACGGAGAAGGACGGGCAGCGGAUCGAUGGAGAGGAGGUUAUCCUUUCGCCACGAAAGAGGGGAGUGAAGAAGUUCUUAAUGAAGAGUUCGUUGGACGAGAUUGACACGGUUGAGCCACUGAGGCGAGCUCUUCGGCAACCAAUGCAGUGCUCUAUUCUGGAGUACCUGGCGGCAUCGAAGCCGGUCCGUGAUGAAUUACAGAUGAUCACGCGGAAGACUCGCAUACCUCUAUCAGAGGAGGGUCUGGGAACCCCUAAAGCGGAGGCUUCUACAGUAGCGGUAACGGGGGUGACAACCAGAGCGGAUCGCAUGGCGACAGCCCUUCUCGAUGGGAUGGAAGGCGUGCCUCCAGACAAGUUUUAUAUACUUGGUAGCGGGGCUGUAGAGACGAUUAUAAACGAUGGAGCGGUACUUGAUGCUGUGAUUGAUAACGGCAGUGAGGCUGUCAUCAUCGACGAGGACCUGGCGGUACAAGUUGGACUGGGCCUCGAUGGGUCAUACCUAUUCGAGAUAGAGACGGCUGAUGGGAAAAAGCAACAGAUCACUGGGGUUUGUCACAAGGCAGCCAUAGAGGUCCAAGGGGUACGAGUGACCUUGCCUGUCUUUGCAGUCAAGAACUGCAGCUCCGACCUGCUCUUGGGUCGAACGUGGCUGAGCCACAUGCAUGCGGUGACGAUAGAGCGACCUGAUGGGAGCCAAACAUUGUCCAUUAAGAAGUCAGACGGGACGCGGGUAAUGAUUGAGACAGUGGAGCCUCGGGACCCGAGGAACAGAGCAGCUCUCACUGUGGGUGCAAGACCCAGUGAUCAGAUUAAGUCUAUACCCAUCUCUGGCCGCGCGGUGCGAUUUCGCGAGAAGAGAUAUGGACUACUGCUCACAGAGGAAGAAGGUAGGAUGGUGGAGGUAGAAGACUUAGGGAGUCGGCUAAUAGUGGACGGCAACUCGUACCCGAAGGAAAAAGAUGAGGAAUUUGGCGGUGUGGUAUCCGUGUCUUUUUUAAGGGCACGGCCCCCUAUGGGGGGCUACCCAAGCGACACAACCGAGUAGCUCAAAAAGUUAAGCCAGCGGUGGUGGGCCGCGAGCGAUCGGCACUGGAAGGGGUAUCAGAAGAAGAGAUCGCGAAAGAAAUCAAAGAAAGAAAGAAAAACGAGCCGCAACGCCUAACGGAAGAGAGGAUAGCAGGGAUGGACAUCGGAGAUGGAAAUUUGACCCCACAGGAGCGAGAACGUGUGAUAGAAAUCCUGAGGACAUGUGAUAAGGCCAUUGCUUUCAGCGACGCGGAGCGCGGUAGGAUUGACCCUCGAUACGCUAAGCCAACUAG